Messenger RNA from Homo sapiens (human), 3971 nucleotides. RefSeq names its product sialic acid binding Ig like lectin 9 (gene SIGLEC9). The coding region runs from base 2349 to 3740 and encodes 463 amino acids. Gene Ontology annotation, cellular component: membrane. The record is from RefSeq and is a predicted model, not a curated record. Lineage: Eukaryota; Metazoa; Chordata; Mammalia; Primates; Hominidae. The transcript has 12 exons.
AUACGGAGGGACUCUUGUGACCAGACUGUCCUGGGGCAGUGCCUGGUGCUCAUGGCUCAAGGCACAGUUCUGCUGGGGCUGGUGCUGCUGCCAUCCAGGUGGUGAGAAAGUAAGCAGACCCAGAGGGGUCCUGAGCGGGGAGCGGGGUCAGUGUCUGAGCCUCUCCUUCUCUCCCCAGGGGCUUUGGCUUAGGAUCCAGGAGAUGGCCUUAGAGUGCAGGAGCUGGUGACGGUGCAGGAGGGAAUGUGCAGGCAUGUGCUCUGCGCUGUUUUCUACCCCAAGUAUUACUGGGCAGGAUCCGGCCUAGCUCAUGGUUACUGCCAACAGGAUGAAGCCACUCCUGGAAGGAACACUCCAGUGGCUACAAACAACCCCAAACAAUUGCAGGAGAAGAACCAGGGCCAGUUCACCUCGUUGGUCAUCCCCAGACCUACAGCUGCUCCCUGAACCUCAGAGAUGCCAAUGAGGCGGAUACAGGGACGUACUUCUUUCAGUGCUGACCCAGCCACCUGAGAUCCAUGUCCAGAAGAGCUGCAAUCAGGUGACCCUGGAAAUCUGACUUGCACCGUAUCAUGGGCCGCCCCAAAGACCCUGAACAAUGGUACACCACUGCCUGUCCUGGAGGGAGAGUCCCUGUGGUCUGUGUGGCUGACAGCACCCCACCUCCCAACCCCGCCCGGCUGAGCUGGUCCUGAGAGGGAAGAACACUGAAUUCCUCCCAGCUCUCAGCACCCGGGGGCCUGGAGCUGCCUCAGAUAGGGGCUGGGACGGAGGAGCAUUGACCUGUUGGGCUCACCACCCACUGCGAUUUCAGCACAUUUCCCUGAGCCUCUGUGCAGAGAAGCCCCUCUGGCUACAGAUGUGUGAGUGAAAAGCAGGAGGGCUUCUGGCCCCUGGUUCUCACCUGAUCAGGGGGCCAUCCUGGGCACUGGCUUCCCCCCAACCCCCAUGGCCUCACCUGGAGCUACUACUCCAGGUGUGGAGGGCCCCAGGGGAGCAGUGCUGAGAGGCCUGACUGAGCCCCUCCUGCUCAAGACAGAACUCAGAUGUGGACACCCAGCCCUGCAGAACAGAUGCAGGACAACACUGUCAGCCAUGGCUCAGCCCUUCUGACCAUUGCAGUUGAGAUGCUGCAACUUCCCAGGGAGCGACUGGGCAAACAUGGGGGCCUGAGAAAACUGACAUCGGUCUAAGGAGGCUCCACCACACAGGAUACUCCCAGUUCCUCCCAGCCCAGCCACACAGUUACAAAAAAUCUUCUGCUGAAUUCAGGUGCAUGUUUCUUCUCCCAUGAAAUCCUGCCCAUCGCGGAGGGUGCAUGCCCCGGGGCUGGUGUCCUCACUCCACAUCUCCUGUUCACCGGGACCCCUGGGAGCAGAGCUUGCAGAAGCAAAGCCCCAGGGCCAGCUGAUCCCUCAUGUUCUGGAGUAACCAGGGAAGUGUGGCUGAGCGAGACAUCGGUGGUGAAGAAACCCUUCGUGGUGCAGUGAGGAAAGGAGAAAUAUCUUCCCUUUUGAAAUCUGCCCCUUUUCUUCCGAAUUUCCUCCCUUCCAAGCCCCACAGUACAACAGUCACAGCCUCAGUUUCCCAGACCUCCUGCGAGCCAGGCUCCCCUCUGUGUCCUUGGCGUGUAUCAACACAUAGAAUCCUCACCUCCACAGCCCCAUGUCCCUCUGCUCAGUCCUCCUGAGAUUGAACCCCUGACCUACGGGAGAGUGACCCCAUCCUGCCUGUGCCCCCCAACUGAAGCUCCUGCCGUGGACAGCUCAGACGUCAGGAGCCUCCAUGUCUCCCCUCCGCACAGUGACCCCUUGGGGACAGUGUCCAGCUCUGCUGUGUUGACCUCGUUGUGCAGAAAGGGGGUGCCCACCUCGUGCUUGCUUGGGGGGGAUGAGAGGCUGCCUGCUCACCCCACCUGCACCCCCAUCUCUCAUGGCCCCAAGUCCCACCUCUGAGCUACGCAGAUAUCCACAGCCUCUGACUCAGGGGUCUGGCCAGAUGGGACUCAUUUUCACCCUGCAGAAAAUGUCACCUAAGGGGAAGGGCAUUGAGAGGGAGGCAGGAGGUGGGGUGGGCCCUGCAUGGGGUGGGAAUCUGGGUGAGUCUGUCUCCCGCUCUGGCCUCAGGGACCCAGGAGUGAACAUGGGGUGGUGGACGGUGGAUCUCCCAGGGCUGACCCGGGCCUGACAGUGUCUGGGUGUAAAGUUCCUCCUCUGAGGAGGUCACUGUUCCGACCUCGCCCCUGUCUUCCUGUAGGGCCUCCUCUAAGUCUUGAGCCCGCAGUUCCUGAGAGAAGAACCCUGAGGAACAGACGUUCCCUCGCGGCCCUGGCACCUCUAACCCCAGACAUGCUGCUGCUGCUGCUGCCCCUGCUCUGGGGGAGGGAGAGGGCGGAAGGACAGACAAGUAAACUGCUGACGAUGCAGAGUUCCGUGACGGUGCAGGAAGGCCUGUGUGUCCAUGUGCCCUGCUCCUUCUCCUACCCCUCGCAUGGCUGGAUUUACCCUGGCCCAGUAGUUCAUGGCUACUGGUUCCGGGAAGGGGCCAAUACAGACCAGGAUGCUCCAGUGGCCACAAACAACCCAGCUCGGGCAGUGUGGGAGGAGACUCGGGACCGAUUCCACCUCCUUGGGGACCCACAUACCAAGAAUUGCACCCUGAGCAUCAGAGAUGCCAGAAGAAGUGAUGCGGGGAGAUACUUCUUUCGUAUGGAGAAAGGAAGUAUAAAAUGGAAUUAUAAACAUCACCGGCUCUCUGUGAAUGUGACAGCCUUGACCCACAGGCCCAACAUCCUCAUCCCAGGCACCCUGGAGUCCGGCUGCCCCCAGAAUCUGACCUGCUCUGUGCCCUGGGCCUGUGAGCAGGGGACACCCCCUAUGAUCUCCUGGAUAGGGACCUCCGUGUCCCCCCUGGACCCCUCCACCACCCGCUCCUCGGUGCUCACCCUCAUCCCACAGCCCCAGGACCAUGGCACCAGCCUCACCUGUCAGGUGACCUUCCCUGGGGCCAGCGUGACCACGAACAAGACCGUCCAUCUCAACGUGUCCUACCCGCCUCAGAACUUGACCAUGACUGUCUUCCAAGGAGACGGCACAGUAUCCACAGUCUUGGGAAAUGGCUCAUCUCUGUCACUCCCAGAGGGCCAGUCUCUGCGCCUGGUCUGUGCAGUUGAUGCAGUUGACAGCAAUCCCCCUGCCAGGCUGAGCCUGAGCUGGAGAGGCCUGACCCUGUGCCCCUCACAGCCCUCAAACCCGGGGGUGCUGGAGCUGCCUUGGGUGCACCUGAGGGAUGCAGCUGAAUUCACCUGCAGAGCUCAGAACCCUCUCGGCUCUCAGCAGGUCUACCUGAACGUCUCCCUGCAGAGCAAAGCCACAUCAGGAGUGACUCAGGGGGUGGUCGGGGGAGCUGGAGCCACAGCCCUGGUCUUCCUGUCCUUCUGCGUCAUCUUCGUUGUAGUGAGGUCCUGCAGGAAGAAAUCGGCAAGGCCAGCAGCGGGCGUGGGAGAUACGGGCAUAGAGGAUGCAAACGCUGUCAGGGGUUCAGCCUCUCAGGGGCCCCUGACUGAACCUUGGGCAGAAGACAGUCCCCCAGACCAGCCUCCCCCAGCUUCUGCCCGCUCCUCAGUGGGGGAAGGAGAGCUCCAGUAUGCAUCCCUCAGCUUCCAGAUGGUGAAGCCUUGGGACUCGCGGGGACAGGAGGCCACUGACACCGAGUACUCGGAGAUCAAGAUCCACAGAUGAGAAACUGCAGAGACUCACCCUGAUUGAGGGAUCACAGCCCCUCCAGGCAAGGGAGAAGUCAGAGGCUGAUUCUUGUAGAAUUAACAGCCCUCAACGUGAUGAGCUAUGAUAACACUAUGAAUUAUGUGCAGAGUGAAAAGCACACAGGCUUUAGAGUCAAAGUAUCUCAAACCUGAAUCCACACUGUGCCCUCCCUUUUAUUUUUUUAACUAAAAGACAGACAAAUUCCUA